Messenger RNA from Miscanthus lutarioriparius, 1089 nucleotides. Lineage: Eukaryota; Viridiplantae; Streptophyta; Magnoliopsida; Poales; Poaceae. The record is from the annotation of a GenBank genome assembly.
AUGGCGAGGACGCCGGCAGCGGCGGGGUCCGCGGUGGGGAUGGAGAUGCCAAUAAUGCACGACGGGGAACGGUACGAGCCCGUGCGGGACAUCGGGUCCGGCAACUUCGGCGUCGCUCGCCUCAUGCGCAACCGCGCCACCGGCGACCUCGUCGCCGUCAAGUACAUCGACCGCGGCGACAAGAUCGACGAGAACGUGAAGCGGGAGAUCAUCAACCACCGCUCGCUGCGCCACCCCAACAUCAUCCGCUUCAAGGAGGUCAUCCUGACCAAGACUCACCUCGCGAUCGUCAUGGAGUACGCCUCAGGCGGGGAGCUCUUCAACCGCAUCUGCAAUGCCGGCCGGUUCGGCAAGGACGAGGCUCGCUUCUUCUUCCAGCAGCUGAUUUCCGGGGUUAGCUACUGCCACUCCAUGCAAGUAUGCCACCGUGAUUUGAAGCUCGAGAACACUCUGCUGGAUGGAAGCACCGCGCCUCGCCUCAAGAUAUGCGACUUCGGUUAUUCAAAGUCAUCUGUUCUUCACUCCCAACCAAAGUCCACUGUGGGAACUCCAGCAUACAUUGCUCCUGAAGUUUUGCUGAACAAGGAAUAUGACGGCAAGAUUGCCGAUGUCUGGUCAUGCGGCGUGACCCUCUACGUGAUGCUGGUUGGCGGGUAUCCUUUUGAGGAUCCUGAAGACCCUAAGAAUUUCAAAAAGACAAUUCAGAAAAUACUGGGUGUUCAGUACGCGGUUCCUGACUACGUCCAUAUAUCUCCAGAAUGCCGAGACCUGAUAUCAAGGAUUUUUGUUGCCAACCCAGCAGAUAGGAUCACGAUGCCUGAGAUAAAGAGCCAUCCUUGGUUCGUCAAGAAUCUCCCAGCUGACCUCGUGGGCGAUGGCACGGUGAGCUACGAGGAGCCGGACCAGCCUAUGCAGAACAUGAACGACAUCAUGCAGAUACUGGCGGAGGCAACAGUACCAGCCGAUGGCGCCCGCGGAACGACCAAGUUGUUGUGUGACGACCUUGAUGACUUUGACGACGAUAUGGACCUAGACUCGGACCUGGACCUCGACAUCGAGAGCAGUGGAGAGAUAGUGUAUGCCAUGUAA